CCCAGCUCGGCUUGGGGGCGAGGAGCCGGCGCCGGAGUCCCGGCGCGGCGGAAGCUGCUGACCUUUGCCCGAGGUUGGAGGCCCAGGCUGUGGGAGUCCCACUGACCGAAGGUUUCUGGGACACAGAACCGCGGGCGUCUAAACCCUGCCAUUCACUCGGCUGACCAACGCCUCUCACUCUAACAAGCCACUUUGAAGAUGAAACUCUGGAGCCCCUAUGCCAGCCGAUGCCAAACUGGCCUCUCCCCUUCCACCAGGCUGCCCAAUCCCCUCCCUUCCGUAUUCUGUCGACUCUCCAGAUGAGAAAGAACGUGGGGGUCGCCUCAGCAACUCCUUCCUCGAACUGUCCCCUCUCUCGAGCCUCCAGCCCAGCCCGAGAAAGGGGCGACAAACUCGGCUGUAGUUACGGAAGAGGACCGCGCCGGGCCAACAGAGUUCGAAAAUGCCCCGCGCGUUCCUGGUGAAGAAGCCGUGCGUCUCCACGUGCAAGAGGAACUGGAGCGAGCUCCCGGACGAGGAGCGCGGCGAGAUCUACGUGCCAGUCAGCCUGGGCUUCUGCCCACCACAGCCCUACCGAGAGCCAGAGCCAUCAAUGGCUGAACCUCCUUCUUGCUCCCUGGCUUUGGACAUGAGCCUUCGGAACUCCGGCUAUGGUGUAGCUCCUGGGCCCUGUGUGGUGGCCCAGCUGCCCUCUGAAGACUUGGGCCGCCUGACAGAUGCCCAAAGCAGAGACCAGGGCUUCUUGCGCACCAAGAUGAAGGUGACUGCAGGGGAUAGUCCCAGUGGAGACCUCUUCACCUGCCACAUCUGUCAGAAGGCCUUCACCUACCAGCGCAUGCUGAACCGCCACAUGAAGUGUCACAACGAUGUCAAGAGGCACCUCUGCACAUACUGUGGGAAGGGUUUCAAUGACACUUUUGACCUCAAAAGACAUGUCCGGACCCACACAGGUGUGAGGCCUUACAAAUGCAGCCUGUGUGAUAAGGCCUUCACUCAGCGCUGCUCCCUGGAGUCUCACCUCAAGAAGAUCCACGGUGUGCAGCAGAAAUAUGCGUACAAGGAGCGCAGGGCCAAGCUGUACGUGUGUGAGGAGUGCGGCUGCACAUCUGAGAGCCAGGAGGGCCACGUCCUGCACCUGAAGGAACACCAUCCCGAUAGCCCAUUGCUACGCAAGACCUCCAAGAAGGUGGCCGUGGCCUUGCAGAACACUGUCACUUCCCUAUUGCAGGGCAGCCCCCACCUCUGAGUGGCAUAGCUCAGGGGUGCUUUGGGAGUCCAGAGAGGGUCCAGGUUUGCCACACUGCUGCCCAACCAGACCACCCUCCUGCAUGAUCAGGACUGGAGCCCCCCAUGCCUUAGUUUCCCCCAUAGGCAUAUGCACUCCUGAGGGCCUAACACUGACCUUGGCAGCAAGAGGAGAUCCUGUUGCCCUUGCCUCUGAAUACAGGGUAGGGGCUUCCUGGCCCCUGGGGACAACAGAGUCAAGAGCACUGGCAAAGAGCACCCCUGCAAACAACCACAGUGGAGAGCCAGUGGCAGCCCCCACCUGCAGGGCUGCAACAGGGGACUCUGCCCUCUGACAGAGGCACGUGCACGGCUGUGUAUGUAUAGGUGCACGUGCAUGGAUGUGUAAUUCUGCUCAGUGUGUGCUAGCACGUAUGUGCACCAGGCGUGUGCGUGGAUGCACACAGGAGGCCUUUCCACAUAUCACCUCAUUUUUAACAAAUCAAUCAUAAGGUGCCAAGCAAGUUUCGUUUCCUUUUUUUAAAGAUGACAAAUGUACAGAUAUUAAUAUAUAUUUUGGUGCCCAUGACUACUGUUUUUAAGAGCGGGAUGGAGCUGGCUUUUCUCCACCCCUGUGUGGUUCUGUUUAUCCUGGACAUUUCAAACCUUUUCUGUGCCUUCAUCUAGGGGUGACUGCCUGACCCACCCCUAUUCUUGGAGAUAUUUAACCAAAUGAAGAUCUUCCAUGCGGCCCACUCCAAGGGUGGCUUGCUCGUUCUGUUUCUCCCCUUCUGCUGGACAGUGCCUCACUGCUGCUGCCCUCCAUCCCAUCCUUUCUGGAGAACCUGUAUGCUCCUGGGAGGCUGUAGAGGCCGGGCAGGUGCAAUGCAGGUCUCUGAUACUGAGACCACUGCCUGAAGUACUAAGUCAAAUGCACAGCCAGGUUGAAGGCCAACCUGGUAAGUCAAAAACCUAAGUACCCCACCCCCCAAAAAACCCUAAGUACAGCAGCAAACAAUUGAAUAGAAUCAUAACACAUCAGAAACUUCCAGAGGGAGGAGAGUAUUAGAUAGUUAACAAAUUUUCUUUGUAGCCUUUUUUUGUUGUUGUUGUUGUUGUUUUUGGUGUGUUUU
This is a messenger RNA of Fukomys damarensis (Damara mole-rat), 2357 nucleotides long. RefSeq names its product ovo like transcriptional repressor 1 (gene Ovol1). NCBI's taxonomy places the organism in Eukaryota, Metazoa, Chordata, Mammalia, Rodentia, Bathyergidae. Gene Ontology annotation, cellular component: nucleus. The transcript has 6 exons. Gene Ontology annotation, biological process: regulation of transcription by RNA polymerase II; epidermal cell differentiation. Gene Ontology annotation, molecular function: DNA-binding transcription factor activity, RNA polymerase II-specific; RNA polymerase II cis-regulatory region sequence-specific DNA binding. The coding region runs from base 443 to 1246 and encodes 267 amino acids. The record is from RefSeq and is a predicted model, not a curated record.